Molecule: messenger RNA, 1972 nt
Organism: Photinus pyralis (common eastern firefly)
Lineage: Eukaryota; Metazoa; Arthropoda; Insecta; Coleoptera; Lampyridae
Gene: Slip1
Product: PDZ domain-containing RING finger protein 4
Exons: 6
Coding region: 1-1767 (588 amino acids)
Molecular function (GO): protein binding
Source: RefSeq, a predicted model, not a curated record
AUGGUUUGCGUUACGGUUACCGGAUGGUGUAAUGGGCGUUGUCAAGGAGUUCCUCGAAUUCCUGUGGAAGUCACAUUGCGAAAAUGUAAUGGUAAUGAAAAACUAGGUCUAACAGUAUGCUAUAGUUCUGGAUCAGAUGUUGAUACAUACACUGAAGUAUAUAUCCAAAACAUUGCACCUAACAGCGUUGCCCAUUGUGACGGGAGACUACGUGAAGGGGAUCAAAUACUCCAAGUAAAUGGUAAGGAUGUUACCAAUAAAGAAGAAACAGAAUCCCUCUUUGCCGAAAAUCCAAAGGCAGUAACGUUAUUGGUCAGUCGAUGUCCAAAUCAGAAUGAGAAAGAAGCCGAAUCUCCAACAGAAUUUUUAACUUCAUCUCCCCGAAGUGUAGCUUAUCAAAAUAGCCUUAUAGAGCAAUUAGUGCAGCAGCAAUCAGUUUUUGAACAAUCUCACACGCGUGAUGUACCAAUGGUCCCACCACACUUACAGUUGAAUCUCACCAACUCAUUGAUACGUUCCCAAAUGUACAUGAUAAACCAUGAGAUAUCAGAAUUGGAUAAGAGGAUGCAAAACAUACAACUAGUAAAAAGAGAUAAAUUUAAGUCUUUACAAUUGCCCUCGGAAUCUGAUUCAGAACACAUUUAUGAAACCAUUCCAGAAUCUUUAGAUUCCACAUUGGAACCCAUAUACUCCUGCCCAUACGAAUCGCAAGAAAACAUCAAUCUUCAACUUUUUGUAACAGAAAAACAAGACUCGAUCUCUAAAGAAGAAAAAACCAAUCAAUCAAAAAAUGCGCAAAGUGUUCGAAAUAACAGUAAUGAAGAAGAGCACGACAAUAGCUCCAGCGCAUACAACACAGGAGGGUCCUGUAACAGUAAUUUGCUAACUGUGGAACUGAGUUAUGGGCUAAACUCCAAUCAAAGGGACAAUUACAGGUCCACCCUUGUCUUAUAUGCACCGUCUGAGGAAGAAAAAUCCAAAAAACAACAGGAAUCAAAUGAUAACUGUGAUUUGUGUGAGGUUGUUACACUAAAGCCAAACAAAAACAAAACUUUGCCUACAAAAACAUGUAAUGCUCCUACUACAUCUCCUAUUACCAAACCAGAUCUCAAUAUAUCGGAUUUUUUGUCCGAUACUAUGUACACAAAUGUUGCUAAUCUGCAACAGACCAUAUUGCUACAACAACAACUUUUCCGACAAGCUUUAGGCAAACAGAGUAAUGGUACCAUCUGCAAACCAACAACUAGUUUCACAACACCAAGUUUAAGUCAGUAUCAGUUCGUUAAUUGUCCACAGACAUAUAAAGCAAAGGAUACCAAAAUGGAAUGGAAAGUGAAAAGACGGUCAGAUGGAACAAGAUACAUAGCGCGGCGCCCUGUUAGAAAUCGCAUUUUAAGGAAUAGGGCACUUAGAAUAUCUGAAGAAAGGGCCGGAGUUACCACCGAAGAUGACACCAUAUCCGAAUUUAAGAUGGGUAAAUACUGGAAGAAAGAAGAACGCAAAAAACACUUGGAAAGGUCAAAGGAACGAAAGCAAAGGCAAGAAAACACAGACGGUGUUUACCAAAAACCAUUUGAAAAAGUUCAUUCCAGUGCAACAAAAAAAAAUAUCGCAGAGAAUACCAACAAAAAACACAAACCCAAACGUACAAAUAAGGAAGAAUAUCAUGACUUCACAGCUGUUCAAGAAAUGCUUAUGCAUGGCCCUCAAGUGCUCCCCAACUCAAACAGUAAAAUAAUGGGGUUACUUUCUGUUACAACCGUGUAGUUAAAUGACAAGAUGCUUUGAUUUUAACAGCAAGUGUUUGCCUAUUUGGAAUAUUUUCAAAGUUAUAAAUUAAAAUUUUUUAUAAGAGACUUAAAUCUAAUGUUACAUUAAUGUUGUGGAAGAUUAAUUUGCAUAAUAUAGAAUAUUCCCUAUGUGAUGUUUUUAUUUAGUGUACAUAUCAAAAAUAAAGUUAUAUAUUUAGAAA